CCACCAGCACCAACAAUCACUACCUUAGCAUCUAAUAGUUUCACUUGUCCUUUAACUCCGAUACUCGGAACUAUAAUUUGCCGAUUAUAUCGCUUAAUUUGCUGCUUUGUUAACUGACUCAUGACUUUUUAGCGAAUUUAUGAAACUUGUUUUGAAAAUGUAGCUUAAUAAUACACUUUGUUCGUUCGUCCGGAGAAAAACUUUAACCAGCUCCUUUUUAUUAGCUCCGUUACUAUCGAUUUAUCGCAGUAUAUUCUGCUAUUUAAUUCGCCUUAACUUGCUAAUCAAAUACUGAUCGCUGCGUCAAAAAUGCGCUGAAGUUCCUCUAUCAAUAACUAGAGGACUUUUGUAAUUUGUUUGGUUCAUGCAUGUCACAUGCGACUGUUUACAUGAUAUUCGUACCCCUUAAAAUUUGAAUUCUGACCGUUAAUCACAUGUGAUGGAUUGAAACUAGUUUCUUGACCUUACAGCCGGUUCCUCUUCUAAGCACGUGAUUAUAAAAAGCCGGUAGAUAAGUCAAUAAAAGUUAAAAGCUAUUAAAAUUAACUCUUUUUGCAGACCAAAUCAAAACAAAUUUUUUGCGUUAGGCUUAAUAAUAAUAAUCACUGUCUAUGUGUGUGGCAGAUAAUGAUCAAUGUCAUUACCAAAAUAAUAAUAGCAGGUGUAUGGGUAUAACUCGAUAUAAGGAAGUUAUUCAGUUGUUAUUGACUCAUUUUAAAGUUUAUCGUAGUUUGUUCCUUCAACUAUCAACAGCAUCAGAUAUGGACAAUCCAAUCAUCAUUAUCGGCUCUGGCUUAAGUGGAUUUGCAGCUGCACGUAGACUAAUGGACAAUGAUAUUAAUAAUAUAGUCAUCCUAGAAGCUGAAAACAGAAUUGGUGGGCGAAUUAACUCAGUACGCUUUAGUGAUGGAAUCAUUGAUUUAGGUGCUCAAUGGGUUCAUGGACAAAAAAAUAACUUAAUUUACGAAAUGACAAGGAAUAAUUUUGACUUUGGUACGACACCUUUUGAGGAAAUGUAUUCAACUUUUGUGUUAACAAAUGGAACUAAAACUGAUCAAAAGGAUAUAAGGAAAAUUGUUGAUGUAGCUUAUAAAAUAAUUGAUGACAUUGAUGAUUUGGAAGAUCCACAAGGAUCGAUAGGAGAAACAUUUAACAAAAAGUUUGACAAAGCGCUUAAAAGCUCAAAGCUUAAGAACAUUGAACCCAGCGUCAUUGAGUUAAUGAAAGAAAAUAUUGAAAGGAACUACAAUGGCUAUACGGCAUCAAAUUCAUGGUACGAUCUGUCUGCUAAGAAGAAUUCUGAGGAGGGCAAAGCUUCAGGCAAUCAGUACUUGACAUGGAAGAAGCAGGGAUUUAAGACGUUCUUUAACUUUUUAACGAAAAAGGCACCGAACCCCGCACAAUACCUAAACAUAGAAAGCAAAGUUCAAUUGAACAAAAAAGUAACAAACAUCAAGUACAAUACCAAAGAUGAAACUAGCAAUGUUGCUGUAACUUGCUCUGAUGGAUCAUCAUAUUCAGCAAAGCAUGUCAUUUUUACUCCUAGUCUUGGUGUUCUGAAAAAAUAUCACGAAAGUCUCUUCUCACCUGCUUUGCCUCAACAGAAAAUUUUGGCAAUAAAAAAUUAUGGAUUUGGAACUGUUGGAAAGGUUUUCUUAGAGUUUGAACAUCCAUUUUGGUUAGAACAAGGAAAACCAUUCUUAGCUUAUGAAUUUUUGUGGUUGGAACAAGAUAAAAAGGAAGCAAAGUCAACAAAUCGUGAAUGGAUGAUCAAUAUUACAGGAAUUUAUGUCGUGGAUCAGUUCCCGAAUCUACUUGAAGUGUUUCUAGGCGGGAGUAAUUUGAAUGAAUUUGAAACAUUUAGCGACAGUAAAAUUACAGAAGACUGCAUGUGGUUGCUAGAGAAAUCUUUAAGCAAAUCACUUCCAAAACCAAAAGCAAUGACAAGAACUAAGUGGCUUACAAAUGACAAUUUUUUGGGUGCUUAUUCAUAUGGCUCAAUGGAUGCAGAAAAAGCAAAUAUUGGACCAAAAGAUAUCGCAGAAUCAAUUUUGAAUGCAGACGAGUCUCCAAUUUUGCUUUUUGCUGGCGAAGCUACUGAUGAAAAGUAUCCAAGUAUGGCUCAUGGUGCUGUUAGGAGUGGAUUCAGAGCUGCAGAUGAAAUUGUUAAGUUUUAUGAAUAAAAUUAGGAUCACGUGUGGAGACUUAAGCUGUGUGAGCUAGACUAAUGAGUAGCAGAAAAAUGCAGCUUAAAAUAUUUUCUAAUCAUAUGCAUGUGUUGGUUUGGUAAUCAGAAUGUUCUUUCAUUAAUAAAGUUAAUUAAAGACUCCUCACAGAUUUGUAAUUAAUAACAAGAUGUUUAUUGUUCGAUAAUUAGAAACAGAUUAAAUACAGGCAUUAAAGGGGUUUACAACUGUUCAAGGGGAAAUAAACUAAUUAUAGUUGCAUACAUAAUUUGAAUAUAAAAUGACCGUUAAUAUAUUCUCAACAGCAUGUCUUGUUUCGACUUUAUUAAAACUAUCAGACACUGAUCUAGGCUAACAAUAGCAAUCGAAGAAAAUGAACAAAUCCAAAGAAUUCGUUUUAUGUAAAACCAGUUGAGUUUUUUGAUUGAAAUUGAUAUUUUGGUUGAGUUGAAUGUAUUGCAGGAUAUCCACAGUUUUUAUAUAGAAGCUUAAUAUUCUAUCAUGCUUCAUUUCCUUUUGCACAUUAGAUGACGAAAUUAUGAGGUUUGCUCGAAACUCUAAUUCCAUUUCUUAUCUAGUUUACAUGUUUUUGUACAGACAAUGCCUCAACGAUCUUCCUCCAUAUAAAAAGUAAAUGGUCAGCCUCCAAAAUUAAGUAUUUUAUAAGCUUGUUAUCUUUUUCGCCAGAAAUUCGAGCUAAAAAUAAAUCAACAGCAUUCAAGUUUGGUGAAAAAUAAUUUAAGACAGAUACUCAAUCUUCUAAUUCAAAUCCCCGGCAAGAUAGCAGUUUGCCUUUAUUUUCGUGAUGAUGGUUCAAGAACUUGAAUGAAGAUGUGUCAAGUAACACAAUAAAAUGACAUCAAUAUUCAUAGUUCCCCGCAUGAUAUGCUUCCCCUAGCAGAAAUUUACUAGCAAUUUCUUAGUAAUUUACUGGAUAACCUUCUAUUUGCUACUUGCUAUUUACUAGUCAAAAUCCAAGUUCAAAUCUUCGCCAAAGACCCGAAUUUUCACUUGCUAAUUGACUAGUCAAUUCGCUUACAAUUUAUCUAGUAAUUUACUAGCAAAUUUUUGAAAAAAUUAAAUGAAUAUAACCGUUGAUUUCCACGUGUUCUUUUGAUUUUUCUUAUUUGUGUAAAUUAUUGUAAAAGUAUUAGUGUGUACUUAAUUAAAGUACACUAACACUAUGAAAAAAGUGAAAGACUUAAUUUAAUUAAGUCGAACAUUGAUUAACGCCCAUGACUCGCACGCAAACCUGAGGAAGAUAAAUAAUUAAUUGAGAGUCAUAUACACGACGAUUUUUUUUGGCGAUUUUUCGUAAGAUUCGAACUUAAGCAGAUUUGAUCAAACAUUUUACAUGGUAAUUUCCUAGUAAUUUGCUAGUAAGUAGCAAGUGUAAUUUAUUAACAGUAA
Messenger RNA from Chironomus riparius, 3596 nucleotides. The record is from the annotation of a GenBank genome assembly. Lineage: Eukaryota; Metazoa; Arthropoda; Insecta; Diptera; Chironomidae.